AUUUUCGUGACUCUUCUACCGAACGUUUUCAAAAGUGGGAGCUUCGCAUUUGGGAAUGUUUUCUCGUAGGGGUGACAGACCAAAAUAUCCUAAUGUAUACUGUAAAAUACACAACCCGAGUGUGAGUGAGCCAUUUGUCAGUAAUUAUUUGGGACAACAAUCCAUAAUCGUUGAUGCAGAGAACUCGUUCAUCUGGUGACCAAAACAACUGUAUUUAUACAUACAUUUUGUCCACUGCUUUUGUGAAAUCAUAGUUAAACGUUACGAAACAGACUCAAAGGUAAAAUAGAAAUUAGCAAUUUUCGGCUUUGACUGUACUCAUACUUGGAUGUCAGUAAUUUCAUCCAAGUGUAAGGAGCUUGGAGAUUGGUUUAUUACGAAUACUUUAAGAAUCAGUGAAAUUUUUCCUUUUAACUCAAUGCUUGAUUACAUUAAUUUUUUUCUGAUAGACUGGUGCACGCAGAAGUAGCUUGAUCAUCACCAAUAAUAAUUCUUCAGAAGUUAAAACGAUGAUGGAUCUGUUUCAAAGGGGGCUUGAUAUAUCCCGUUUGCAGCCAUGUCUGGGUAGUAGAUAUACCAUCAGCGAAGAAUAUUCUUGGAUCACUUAUCAAGAGGUUGACGAAAAGGUUCAAGCAUUUGGAUCGGCACUUGUUGAAGUUAUGAGUGAUUACUCAGAGUCCGAAAAGUUUGUGGGUAUUUUCGGUCGAAAUUCUGUACAGUGGUUUGUUACACAGUAUGCAUGUUUCUGCUAUUCAUUUACUGUUGUCCCUCUUUAUGCCACUUUGGGAGAUGAAGCAAUGGAAUAUAUUCUUACUCAAACUGGAUUAAUUACACUAGUGUGUUAUUCAGCAGAUCUCGCCCUCAAAAUUUUACAGAAAUUUACAUCGUCAUUAAAGGUCAUUAUUAUUGCUAUUCAAGAUCAACAGUUCGAAGAUCUCAAAGUACAAUAUGGCUCCUCUGUGAAGUUUUAUUCUUUCGACGAAUUCUUGGAUAUGGGAAAAAGAGUUCUGAAAUCGAAAAUUCCUCCUUCGCCGCAAGACCUCUGUCUCAUCUGUUACACCAGUGGCAGUAGUGGUUUACCUAAGGGGGUCAUGAUUACACAUGAAAACCUCGUGGACACUGUUUGUUCUACGAUAGAAUCUACAGAGGAAAAGAUUUACUGCAAGAAUUCUUUGCACUUUUCCUAUCUACCUUUCGCGCAUAUUAUGGAGCAAGUUUCUUCUUCUGCUGCAGUUUUCAGUGGUGCACAAAUUGGAUUCCUUACGGGCCCAAUUACAGGUUUACUAGAUGAUGCUGAAGCUCUGAAACCUACCGUUAUUCCUGUGGUUCCACGUGUACUGUCACGCAUAUACGAAAAGUACAAUUUAGCACUCGGGAACUCAUUUAUAAAAAGACAGUUAUUUAACUAUACUUUUAAACGCAAUUUAAAAAUUCUUAAUAGUGGGAAAGUGAACGAUGAAGACAUUCUCGAUUCAUUGUUUUUCAAAAAACUUCGCCAGGCUCUUGGUGGGAGAGUGUGCAUGAUAAUCACCGGUGGGGCAUCAAUUUCACCUGAGCUGUUCACCUUUUUUCGGGUUGCUUUCAAUGGCCUUAUUGUUUCAGGAUAUGGAUCUACUGAAAUUUCUGGAGUAGCUAGUUUAACUGUGUUGGGAGAGUGCCAUACAGGUAUUGUUGGUGCAAUUACAACUAGGUUGGAAGUAAAACUUGCUGAUGUUCCUGAUCUAGGCCUGGUGGCUAUGAGGGAUAAUAGAGGUGAGAUUUGCGUCAAAGGGAAAAGGUGUACUAAGGGUUAUUACAAAGAUCCACAAAGUACUGCGAAACUUAGAGAUUCUGAUGGUUGGUUGCAUACUGGUGAUAUUGGUGAAUGGACCUCAGAAGGUGCUCUAAAAAUUGUUGAUCGUGUAAAAAGUAUGUUUAAAUUAGCACAAGGAGAGUACGUUGCUCCGGAAAAAGUAGAGAUGGUGUAUCAGGAGUGCCAGGUGAUAGAUCAAAUUCUCGUUGAUGGGAAACCGGAACAGAAUUUUCCUGUUGCUGUUGUAGUUCCAAAUUUCCCGGUUCUACGCUCCUACAUACAGCAUUCGUCCAUGUCUGACAGUGAUGCAAAUGACGGUGAAUUCCCUAUCCUGGAAACUGUAGAUGCUAAUCAGUUGUCUGAUGCAGAUUUAUGUAAAAACAAACGAAUUAUCCGGUUAGUUUUACAGAAAAUGAAUAAAAUCGCCACAGAAAAACAACUAAAAGGCUUCGAGAAAGUGAAAUCCAUCUACCUAACUGAUCAGAUAUUUACGAUUGAAAAUGGAUUGCUAACACCGACUAUGAAGUUAUCACGACAAAAAGCACGUCAACAUUUCAAAUCUGUCAUCGAGAUGUUAUAUGCAGAAACAGACACAUCGGAUACAAGUUGAUAGUAACGAUAUUAUAGAUAGACUGACGAUUUUAUUUGGAAAGGGUCAUUUGCACAAAAUCUACGAAAAAUGGUAUAUGAACACUUGGAAAACAAAUGAUUCAAGAUAAUGUUCAUCAUUUAUAAUUUCAAUGAUUUUAAACAGCUUUAAUUUCUGUAUAUCCUAUAUACAACUAAUACAUUAUAUUUUGUCUUUAUAUUCUAUACACGGAAAUAAGUGCUCCUGUCGGAUAACAAGGUAAUUUGAAUGCAGAUUGGAUCACAGAAAUUUUCUCAUCUACCGAAAGAUCGGAAUUCAUUAUCGGUGGGUUAGUAGUAGUUAUGAUGAGGGGAGUUUCAUUGUCAUGAGCUAUUCACUCCUAUUCGUUCGUCAAAGGAAAAUCUACUUAACAUGAUCAUCGUAGCUUUCUGUAGGCUUAUUACUGCUGCUGCUGCUACUACCAUACCAACAUAUUGUGGCCUACUGUACUGAUUGUGAAACACCAGGCAAAGCAGCGGGAUCUGAUGGAGUGACUCUAGAGGUAUUUAAGUAUGGUGGAGACAGUUUACUGUCUGCAUUAACUGAGGUUCUAAGCAACCUCUGGAAUCAGAGGAAGUCCCAUCGGGUUGAUGUAAGUCACUGAUCAUCCCGAUAUACAAGAAGGGAGACAAGUCUUCCUGUGAUAAUCACAGAGGGAUUAGCUUGACUAAUAUAGUAUAUAAAGUCCUAGGCUCAAUAAUCAUGCGUAGACUAAGUGGUGCUCGAUAGGCACAAACACGAGAGAACCAGGCAGGCUUUAGACCAGGAAGAAGGUGUAUUGAUCAUAUUUUCACCCUUAGGCAUUCCUACUGGCGUCCAACAAUCGUCAUAUUUCUUGACCUAAAAACGGCCGUCAUUCGAUUCUGUCGACCGAGAGGUUCUCUGGCGAUGCUUGGCUGUAAAGGGAAUGACGAGAAAAUGCAUUGCACUGAAUAAGGAACUCUACUC
Molecule: messenger RNA, 3368 nt
Organism: Trichobilharzia regenti
Lineage: Eukaryota; Metazoa; Platyhelminthes; Trematoda; Strigeidida; Schistosomatidae
Source: the annotation of a GenBank genome assembly